AUGUAUCUGGGAGAUACAAUUCCUAUUCGAUACGGAGGCAGUGGCAAACCAUUGCAUGAGAUUGACUACCUCUCAACCCAAAAAAAUGUGGAUCAUGAUUUCCCUCGGGACACUGGUGGGACUAUGACCCUCUCCCCCGACGUGCCUCACUCCGGAGCAGAACCUAAACCCAAUACCCCAGAACCUAAAGGCAUCAAAACGCACUUUAAUUACUCAAAGGUCAUCGGAUUUCCUAGGACGAUAUUGGACCCAAAAGAUCUGGAUGACUGGCCUAAACUCUGUCCUAGGAAAGGAGGUGCAAGAAUAGUGCACAUCGAUUCUGGGAUGCUAGUCAAGUAUGGUCAUGGAGUUCGACUUGCAGAAGCAGAAGCAAUGCAUUUGGUUUCCACAUCUACAACAGUGGCUGUACCGCACCUUAUCAGUGCAUAUGUUCUCGAUGAUAUAUGUUACAUCAUCAUGUCAAUUGCAGAAGGGGAGCUAUUGAGUUCAUUCUUGACACAUGCGAAUGAGAAGAGUCGUGAGAAGGUUAUCUCUAAUUUGAGAGAUGCAGUAAACCAGCUACGUGAGAUAAAAGGCACCUAUAUUAGAGGUUUGGAUCACACCACAUGCAGAGAUCCGAUUUUUAAUUCGUGGUGGGGUGAAAAACCGAUCGAAUAUGGCCCUUUUGAAUCUGAAUCUUCCUUUAAUGAAGGUAUUAUCCAAGCUUUGCGAAAUAGAUUUCCCCCAAAACCCCGUCCAGUCGACCCCGAGUCGCCCCGUUACGUUUCAGAAUAUAUCAAUCACCAGACAGUUCGAAGCCUGAAGGGCCACCAAAUUGUCUUCACCCAUGGUGAUUUACGUCCUGAUAAUGUUAUUUUCAAGCCGGACUGCAGUGUAGUUAUUAUCGAUUGGGGCCUUUCCGGCUAUCGCCCAGAGUAUUGGGAAUACUUCCGUGCUAUGGUCACUAUCCCUAUCAAAGAAUCUUGGGAUUUGGUCACGGAAAAAUAUAUACCACCCUAUUACAUCGUGGCUGCAACUAUCAAGCGCAUAGCGGCAAUUAUGUGGGAAUAA
Trichophyton rubrum CBS 118892 is the source of this 1050-nucleotide messenger RNA. RefSeq lists its product as uncharacterized. NCBI's taxonomy places the organism in Eukaryota, Fungi, Ascomycota, Eurotiomycetes, Onygenales, Arthrodermataceae. Bases 1 to 1050 code for a protein of 349 amino acids. The transcript has a single exon. The record is from RefSeq and is a predicted model, not a curated record.